AGCACCAAUCAGAGCAUCACCUCCUCCCUGCACAACGGAGAAGCCUCACAGAAGCUUAGCACGCAGGUCAAAGGUCAAACCAAAACAAGCUAUGAGCUUAAAUACAAGCGCCCCCCACCCCGCCCCCCAGCCUGGGCUCAGGGGCUGGGAUGGGCCUCCCCUUCUCCCCUCCUCCCCCCUCACCUCAGCCGCUGUCUUCUGCAACUCCUGAAGCUGAGAGAAAAGAGGAAGGAAAGGGAGGAGUAGUGGAGAGAGAAGAGAGGAAGUUGGCGUUAACAUCACCUCCCCCGUCGAGGCCUCCCGUCCCCCCGCAGGGCCGAGCUGCUCCCCCUCUGCCUCCUGCUCCUCUCUGUCGCACCUCUCCCUCCAGAAAAAGCUCUGAGCGAGUGGCAGGAGAAGGGACAGAGAGAGAGAAGGGACAAAAUGCUGCGAAGAAAGCCGAGAGAGAGGAGGGAGGAGAGCAGGGGGAGAGAAGGAAAAGUAAAUCGGGUCUGCUGUUUGAGCAGGACAGCAGGGACCAGCACCAAGCGGUGGAGGAGGAGGAGGAGAAGGAGGGAGAAGGACGAGGCAACGAGGAGGAGAAGGAGGACAAAGUGAGAGCCAGCCCCCCGUGCCCCCCACCGGGAAAGAAACCGUCCCGCCCAGUACCUCCACCGAGGAAGAAACCCACCUCACCCAACUCACCUGCGUCCCCCAACCAGCCCAGAGGAGCCAAUCAGAGCGCUCCGAUCAAAGUGCCCCCUGCAUCCCCAGCACGGCGGCCGGAUGUGUCGCUGUACUCGCCACAGGGGGGCGCUAUUCUGGCAACCCAGCCCGACUCCAGCUCCACUAGCAGCGCAGAGGAAGACGUAGAGCUGAACCAGGAACUGGAGCAAAACCACAGCCGCCUGGCAGAGAGUCGCAGCCCCAAAGCAGCCGUCAGACGAACCUCCACCACCGUGAUGUUGGACAGAGCCCGCUACCGUCUGUCCACCGUCCUCACCGGGCUCAUCAGCCACGAGCGCCGCCUCACGCAGCGCAUCGUGGAGCUCGCCAGGGACCCUUUCAGCUACUUUGGCAACCUGGUGAAGGAGCACCGCGCCUUCACCCUGGAGACGAUGUCGAGCCACUCGUCCUCCACCGAGAUGCUGCAGGAGAUCCGACAGAUGAUGACUCAGCUGAAGAGCUACCUGCUGCAGAGCACGGAGCUGCAGGCCAUGCUGGAGCCGCAGCACCAGUACACGCAGGACAAACUUGAGAGCAUCGUGGAAGCUGCUCUGUGUAAGAGCGUCCUGAAGCCCCUGAAGGAGUCCAUCUAUCAGAGGCUGGAGAAGCUGCACACGGGCGACGGCGGCCUCAAACAGCUGGCUCAGAACCAGUCUGUAGUCCUCGGCAGCACCACCACGGCGUUAGGAAUUACCACGGCUGUCCCCGAGGCCUCGUCUAUGGAGAAGAUCAGCAUCAAACUGAACAACCUGCAUCAGGAGUAUUCUCCUCAGAAGAAGAUCGAGCAGCUGUUGAAGGCCUGCAAGAUCAUCUACGACUCCAUGUCCAUCAGCUGUCCAGGGCGGGCCCACGGCGCUGAUGACUUCCUGCCUGUGAUGAUGUACGUCCUGGCCCGGUCCAAUCUGUGCGCCCUGCAGCUGGAUGUAGAGUACAUGAUGGAGCUGAUGGACCCAUCGCUAACGCUGGGAGAAGGUUCCUAUUACCUGACCACCACCUACGGGGCGCUGGAGCACAUUAAGACAUUUGACCAGCAGAGGUCAGCGACGCGCCAGCUCAGCAGAGAGGUCCAGGACUCGAUCCACCGCUGGGAGAGACGGCGCACGUUCAACCAGGAGCGCACGUCUCAGGGAUCAAUACGGGACUUCCUGACGGUGUGCUGCCCCGAGAUCGGAGCAGACCCCAAAACUCUGGGUGUCCUCCCCACGACCACCAUCCAGCAGCUCUCCGAGCAGUGCGCCGCACGCUUCGAGCAAGACUCCUACACCCUCAGCGUGUACAUCGAUGGCGUCCAUCACCCCGUGGCCCAAACAGAGCUCGCCCUCAGCGUGAAGAGCGGCUGCCAGCCAGGAGCCUACUGCUUCGUCUAUCACCCCGCUGAUCAACCCGCCGACGCCCCACCCCGCCGUACCUGUCCCCUCGACCCGCCGCCGGCUCCACCUGUAGAAUGCUUCAUCCCUGCAGACAUGGCGCCCGCUGACACAGAGGAGCCCGGGGUGGAGGAGGAGAGCCUGAUCAGCUUGUAGCUCCUCCCCAAUCAGCAGCAGCGGAGAUGCUGAGAGGGGGAAAGCAAAAACAAAGCGAUGCGUUUCCGCCUCAGGUGUCAUUCGAAGCCUGAUGUGGACGAGAGCGCGCAGGACAACAGGAAGUUCAGCCAUGGUGAGACACGAGCAGUUCGAUGAAACACAAGAAAACAAAGACAGACUGAGCUCACGGCGGGCAGGGGUCUGGAACCCCGCCCACUGCGGCAGGACUCACGUGUAAUGCUAACAUGCACAUAUAUGAUCAUGUUUGUACUGUUUAUGGCCUUUUGAUACACGAUGCUACUCUCUGUGACGAAUUUAACCGAAAGGCAAAGACGACUUUUUGGAAACAAUGUGAAAGGUUUUUGUGUUUCUGAAUCAUUGUCUGUGUGACGUGAGUUUCUAAAACCUGGAAUAAUAUUUAGUAAAAAUGAGAUAUUGUGAUUGGCUGAGUUAGGGGUGACUGUCUGAGGCCUGCUAGAUCCCUCUGUGGUCGGGUAGACUCUGACGUCUCAUCCUCAAGCAAAACCCAACCACACUUCCAAAGGUCGUCUGACGCUGUCCGUGCUGUUAAUAAAGCGCCUGUUACCAA
Molecule: messenger RNA, 2817 nt
Organism: Oreochromis niloticus (Nile tilapia)
Lineage: Eukaryota; Metazoa; Chordata; Actinopteri; Cichliformes; Cichlidae
Gene: rin3
Product: Ras and Rab interactor 3
Exons: 9
Coding region: 150-2228 (692 amino acids)
Biological process (GO): vesicle-mediated transport
Cellular component (GO): endocytic vesicle; cytosol
Molecular function (GO): small GTPase binding; guanyl-nucleotide exchange factor activity
Source: RefSeq, a predicted model, not a curated record